AUGGCGCCCUCUGGGCUCCUCGUCACCGGCGCCUCCUUCGCCGCCUUCCGGGGGCUGCACUGGGGGCUGCAGCUGCUGCCCACGCCGGGAUCUGCCGCCCAGAACCCUUGGAAGUGGCGGAACAUUUGUGUCUCCCUGGUGCACAGCCUGCUUACGGGGGCCGGGGCGCUGCUCGGGCUGUCGCUGUACCCUCAGAUGGCCGCCGACCCGAUUCGUGGCCACCCUCCCUGGGCUCUGCUGCUGGUGGCUGUCUCUGUGGGUUAUUUCCUGGCAGAUGGAACUGACUUGUUGUGGAACCAGACCUUGGGCCAGGCCUGGGAUCUUCUUUGUCACCAUGCGGUGGUCGUGAGCUGCCUCAGCACCGCUGUUCUGUCCGGCCACUACGUGGGCUUCUCUGUGGUGUCUCUGCUCCUGGAGCUCAACUCCACCUGCCUGCACCUACGCCAGCUGCUGCUGCUCUCUCGCCAGGCUCCAUCCCUGGCCUUCAGCGUGACCAGCUGGGCCACCCUAGCCACCUUGGCCCUCUUCCGCCUGGUGCCGCUGGGAUGGAUGAGCCUGUGGCUGUUCCAGCAAUGCCACCAGAUCCCUCUUGCUCUGGUCAUCCUUGGUGGAACUGGACUGGCCAUUGUGGGUGUCAUGAGCGUCAAUUUGGGCAUACACAUUUUGGUCAGUGAUGUUUUGCGAUCUCAGCCCUGCCCACCCACCCUUGGAAACAAGGAAACCAGGGGCACUAGGACAGAUUGUGAUGGUGAGUCCAUCACCAGGGAUGAUUCCAGUCUCAGGCUGAGAGACUGA
Budorcas taxicolor (takin) is the source of this 795-nucleotide messenger RNA. It is a transcript of the gene TLCD2, whose product is annotated as TLC domain containing 2. The record is from RefSeq and is a predicted model, not a curated record. The coding region runs from base 1 to 795 and encodes 264 amino acids. Gene Ontology annotation, cellular component: plasma membrane. The transcript has 4 exons. NCBI's taxonomy places the organism in Eukaryota, Metazoa, Chordata, Mammalia, Artiodactyla, Bovidae. Gene Ontology annotation, biological process: regulation of membrane lipid distribution; membrane assembly; plasma membrane organization.